Venustampulla echinocandica is the source of this 1467-nucleotide messenger RNA. Its product is annotated as PLP-dependent transferase. The transcript is spliced from 2 exons. Gene Ontology annotation, cellular component: cytosol. Gene Ontology annotation, molecular function: pyridoxal phosphate binding; transaminase activity. The coding region runs from base 1 to 1467 and encodes 488 amino acids. The record is from RefSeq and is a predicted model, not a curated record. Lineage: Eukaryota; Fungi; Ascomycota; Leotiomycetes; Helotiales; Pleuroascaceae.
AUGUCUCCAUCGGCUGUGGCACAGCUACCCCAGCAUGACAUGGGGCUUGCAAAAAUUGAUAUGAAAGGCAAGGGAAGCUCUAAUGGCCAUACCAAUGGGGUAAAUGGCGUCAAAAAGCCCGAAUUUCUCCUCGACCGGAAUCUUCACAAGACCUUCCCACUUGUAACUCGCGGCAAGGGGAACUACUUGCAACUCGCCGACGGACGCACUAUUUUUGAUGCAACCUCCGGUGCAGCGGUCUCUUGUCUGGGGCACGGGAACGAGCGGGUGAUCAAGGCUAUCAACAAACAGCUAACUACCGGCGUUCCGUAUCUUUGCUCCUCUUACUGGAGUUGUGAUGUGGUGGAAGAGCUCUGCAAGGAGUUGAUCAAUGGCACUGGGGGUGAGAUGAGCAGAAUUUACUUAACCGGUUCAGGAUCCGAAGCGAUGGAAGCCUCCAUAAAGCUUGCUCGGCAAUACUUCUAUGAAGGCGACAAGAACACCCCGCGAGUGAACAUCAUCGCUCGUGAAGGGUCAUAUCACGGCAAUACCAUUGGCGCGCUUGGUGUAUCUGGGCAUGUUGCACGUAGGGCUCCAUACGAGCCUUUCCUUAUGAAAGUCCAUCGCGUAUCAGCAUGCAACGCAUACCGCCAACGAAGAGAGCGGGAAUCCGAUGCAUCAUUCGUCGCCAGAAAGGCCUCCGAGCUCGAGGCAAAAUUUCAAGAAUUAGGACCUGAGACAGUCAUUGGCUUCGUAUGUGAACCAGUUGUAGGAGCGGCAUUAGGUUGUGUUCCCGAUGUUCCUGGAUACUUAACGGCUAUGAGAGCUGUUUGUCAUAGACAUGGCGCCCUCUUCAUACUGGAUGAAGUUAUGAGCGGUAUGGGUCGUUGCGGCACUCUACAUGCCUGGCAAGCCGAAGGCGCGGCGCCUGACCUCCAAACUGUUGGGAAAGGCCUAGGAGGUGGCUACCAACCAAUAGCAGCAGUCUUGAUCUCAGACAAGAUCGUCAGUUCAUUGUCAAAUGGGAGCGGCCAAUUCGUCCAUGGACAAACUUAUCAAGCAAUGCCCAUCCAAGCAGCCGCAGCACUUGAGGUGCAGAAAAUCCAACGAGAAGAGAAUCUGAUCAAGAAUGUCCAGGUCCAAGGAGCUUAUCUCGAGAAGCGCCUAAAAUCGCUCUUAGGAGGUCACCCGAAUGUGGGCGAUAUCCGGGGAAAAGGUCUCUUCUGGGGCUUGGAGUUCGUCAAGGAUAAGCAGACCAAGGAGCCUUUUGAUACGAAGUUGGGUGUUGCACAACGGGUGCAUGACAUAGCCAUUGCAGCGCCGUUCAACAUGACAAUGUACCCCGGUACCGGAACCGUGGAUGGGAUUGCAGGAGAUCACGUUAUCAUCGCCCCAACCUACAUUGUCACGAGAGAAGAGAUCGACCAUAUCACCAAGGUCGUAGCCGAAGUCGUCCAACUCGUUUUCGAAAAGAUUGGAGACGUAUAG